CGUUUCUGUCCAUCCAUUCAAUCUCCUUCUCUCGACUUCUCAAUACACGCUGGGACUCUUCUGUGCUCACCUGCCAGACUGGUGUAUUUCUCUCUCUCUCUCUCUCUCUCUCUCUCUCUCUCUUUCUCUCUCUCACUCAUACACCCACACACCCACACACACACACACAAAUACUUUCAGGAGACUUUGGUGUCCCACUGGCACCGUAGACCUCCUACCGGUUUCUUUGCCCUUCACUGCUCAUCAUUCCAGAAUACGGGGAGAACUUGGCACUGGCGGCCCGGAAGAUUCUGCUGGGCGCCACCGCCAUCAUGCUUCUCAUCAUUUUGGUCGUACUCAUUCCGGUCUUGGUGAACUCAGUGGGCAGCAAUGAGGAUGGUAGACGCUACGAGGUGUUGGGCACCUGCCGCAUGGUCUGCGAUCCAUACAUGGACAAGGCAGGCACUGUCGCAACGGGAAUCAGUUCAGCAGCAGGCAUCGACGUGCUAGCUGAAGCGGAGCCACUAAGCGACCACAGUGUGAGCCCGCCGCUGCCAACGUACAUCCAUGGCAGGCCGGGAAAACCUGGAAAACCUGGACCUCCUGGACCACCAGGGCCACCUGGAGAGCCCGGUCCUCCAGGUCAGAUGGGGCCACCAGGAGAAAAAAGCAAGACAGCAGUUGCUGGCAUUGGCAGCUUUAAUACCGGUCCACAUGUGGCAUUCUACGCCGGCCUACGGAACCCGCAGGAGGGCUACGAGAUCCUGAGGUUUGAUGAUGUUGUCACCAACAUUGGCAAUAAUUAUGAUGGUGCAUCAGGGAAGUUUGUGUGCAAGGUUCCCGGUACAUACUUCUUUACCUACAAUGUACUCAUGAGGGGCGGCGAUGGGACCAGCAUGUGGGCAGAUCUUGUGAAAAAUGGACAGGUGAGGGCAAGUGCUAUAGCCCAGGACCAGGAUCAGAGCUACGAUUACGCCUCAAACACAGUGAUCCUGCACCUGGACCCUGGAGACGAGAUCUUCAUCAAGCUGGAUGGUGGCAAAGCUCACGGUGGAAACAGCAACAAAUACAGUACCUUUGCAGGCUUCAUCCUUUACUCUGAUUAGCGGAGUUGAGGUUAAGGUUUGUGAUUUCUUAAAGGGGAGAUAUUUAAGUGUCUUGAAAAGGACAGGGCAACUUCACUAAUCUUCAGACUAUUAAGUAAAGAAAGGGGUUAAAUUGGGGCUAAAUUUAGGGGUUGACCAAAAUACUUAUGAAUUAGAUAGAUGGCUGUAUUUUUUUCCAUCUAAAAGUAUUCAAUGUAUCAUUCAAUUCAUACAGUGUUUUACAUAAGUAUUCACCCCAAUCCCCACACCUCCUUUACUUUUCCAUGUUUUGUACUGUCGUAUAAGUAGACAGCUGAAGAUUGGAAAAACAUUGUCUGGCCUGGUUCACUUGUCCAGUUUCGGUGAACUUGGGUCCACUGUACUGUAGCUCAGAUUCCCAUUCUUGGCUGACCAGAGUGGACCCGUUGUGGUCUUCUGCUGUUGUAGCACAACUACCUCAAGGUUCAAUGUGUUGUGCAUUCUGAGAUGCUUUUCUGUGCACCACAGUUGUAAAGAGUAGCUAUUUGAGUUUCCGUAGCCUUCCUGUCAACUUGAACCAGUCUGGCCAUUCUCCUCUGGCCUCUCUCAAUAAAAUGUGUGACUUCUAAUGGGUAACUAAUAUAGAGGCUUGUUGUAGCCCACCCACCUCAAGGCUUGAUGUGUGGUG
Molecule: messenger RNA, 1731 nt
Organism: Ictalurus furcatus (blue catfish)
Lineage: Eukaryota; Metazoa; Chordata; Actinopteri; Siluriformes; Ictaluridae
Product: C1q-related factor-like
Exons: 2
Coding region: 312-1085 (257 amino acids)
Molecular function (GO): protein binding
Source: RefSeq, a predicted model, not a curated record